Mytilus trossulus (common blue mussel) is the source of this 1818-nucleotide messenger RNA. RefSeq names its product PIN2/TERF1-interacting telomerase inhibitor 1-like. The transcript is spliced from 5 exons. Gene Ontology annotation, cellular component: nucleolus. Gene Ontology annotation, molecular function: nucleic acid binding; telomerase inhibitor activity. The record is from RefSeq and is a predicted model, not a curated record. Bases 67 to 1758 code for a protein of 563 amino acids. Lineage: Eukaryota; Metazoa; Mollusca; Bivalvia; Mytilida; Mytilidae.
AAUCAAAAAUCUGAUAUCUAAAAAUAAUACCGGAAGUUGAAGAUUGCAAUACACUAAUCACACAAAAUGGCAAUGCUUGCAGAACCUCGAAGAAAACAAAAGCUUUCUAUUGACCCAAGAGGUUCAAACUGGAGCAAAGAUGAAUCUAAAUUUGGACAGAAGAUGUUGGAGAAGUUUGGAUGGUCUAAAGGAAAGGGACUUGGGGCCAAAGAAGAUGGGCUAGUAGAUCAUGUAAAAGUAUCUCUGAAAAACGACAAUCACGGUCUUGGAUGUGCUAAAAGUCAAGUAGAUAACUGGAUAGCACAUCAGGAUGACUUCAAUGCUCUCCUAGCUAACCUUAAUCAAUCUAAUACACCAAAUGAUACCCAAAAAGUGUCCAGUCUUGAAAACAGAUCUAAAACAUCAAAAAGUCGUGUACAUUACCAGAAGUUUACAAAAGGUAAAGACCUUUCUGCAAAAUCCAGUCAAGACCUUGAUUGUAUAUUUGGUAGACGUACAACAAAAACAGAGGUUCCUGUAGUCUCGGAAAAUCCAGAUAAUGAAAGUGAUAUGGAUCCCAAGGAGAAAGCUAAAGGAGGAUUUAUUACAGUUAACAGUGAACAGAGCAUUCAGGAUUACUUUGCCAAGAAAAUGACAAGUUUAAAAAAUAGCCGAAGUUCUAGUCAACCAGAGUUGCACUCCAUAUUGAAAGGUCAUGAUAAAGAAAAUGCAAGUUUUCUGGAUGAUAAAUCUUCGGAUGAUUCAGUCAGCAAUUCAUCAUCUAAACGAGUUAGUUUUAUGAUUGGUAAUGAGGAAGAUAGUAACGACAGUAAAUCAAACAGUGAUGAUGAAAGUAUAGGUUUGCAAAGUAGUGAUGAAGAGUUAGAUUCAAAGACCAUAAAGAAGAAAAAUAAAAAAAUAAAGCAUGAAAAGAUUGAUAACGACCGAACAAUAGAAAAAAAUGAGGUUGAAACUUGUCAGAAUGAUGUUAAAAAGGCAAAGAAACCCAAGUUAAGUAAGAAUGAUAGUGAUAUGGACACAGAGAAAAAAGUGGAAACAAGUACAAGUAACAAAAAAAGAAAGAAACGAAAGAUUUGUUCAGAGGAAGAUAAAACAGAACAUUUAGAGGAAACAGGUCAAAUUGAGUCAGAAAGACUUACUGGCAGUGAUGAAAGUAGUGGAGCAAGUGAAAGAAAGAAGAAGAGAAAGAACAAAGAUAGCAAGGAUGAAGAGUAUGUCGAUAAAAGAAUUCAGAAAAAAAAGUUAAUGAAUGCUUUAGGUAACUUUACAAAAGAACAUUGUCCUGAACUUGUUUUGAAUGAUAAAUUCAAUAAACAAAAAAAUACACCCAAAGGAAUUUCAAAUUCAACUUCAGAAGUAGAAAACAAAAAGAAAAAGAAAAGAAAAAAUAAGAAAAAGUCGACAGAGAAAAACAAAAAGAAAACUUCAGAUGAUAACUGCAGUUCAAAUAAACAGAGUGAUUUAGCAAAUAAAGAAGGAAAUUCAGGAAAAUCAAAGAGAAAAAGAAAGAAAAAUAAGAAAAGAGAACAAUCCAAAUCUAGCGAGGAAAAGUUAGAUGAAGGGAGUAAAGUGAGUUCGACAGAGACAGGACAAGGUACUGCUGUGACACCAAAAGUUAUGAAGGAAUUGCAAACUGCAUUUAAAGGAUCCAGUAUGACUAAUAUUGUAGGCUAUGCUUCACUGACAGGAUAUAAUGAUUCAACAAAGGUGGAUAAAAAGAUAAAAAAGAAAAUGAAACAAUUUAAGAAAAACAACUGAAAGCCUUUAAUUUAUAGAUUCAGUGGAUAUGUGAUGAAUUAUUAAAAUUAUUAAAUCUUA